AUGGCAACUGCCACGGACCAAAUCACCGUCUCCAACGCAGCCAAUUCACCUCUGCUUCGUCUCCCCGCAGAGCUGCGGAACGAGAUCUUCGCCUAUGUUGUCAGCCAGGGUACAUGCGAAAUCCCGAUGGAGCGUAGUCCAGGAGGCUAUAGGUCCCGUCCGAUUCCGACUCCAGAUCGUAAGCUGUAUGGCCGUCCUUUCCGUCUAGGUCUCCUCCCGGAUUGGUUUGGCCUCCUACACGCCUGCAAGUAA
This is a messenger RNA of Parastagonospora nodorum SN15, 252 nucleotides long. RefSeq lists its product as hypothetical. The transcript has 2 exons. Lineage: Eukaryota; Fungi; Ascomycota; Dothideomycetes; Pleosporales; Phaeosphaeriaceae. The record is from RefSeq and is a predicted model, not a curated record. The coding region runs from base 1 to 252 and encodes 83 amino acids.